UAAGAGUAUUUAAGCAAUUAAUCUCUCUUGUCAACGGGAUAUUUGAAUAUCGAACUGAAACUAACUAAAUAGCUCCUAUGUCGGUCAUUCCUCUACUUGUUUUCAACGUCGAAGUUUAGCAUUGCAAGAUAACACUCGUGUGUUACCCAUAAUCCAUCAAAAAGCCAAUUUCAAGAGUGAGCCAAAAACAAAGAAUAUUUCAAUAAUGUUGCGAUCCAGUAGCAAAGAGAAAGAACCGUUACGCAUAACAAUUGGCACUCCGAAUCAGCAAAAGAGAUUGCCCUUCAACCGCGUACGAACGACCAAGUACACCUGGUUAACCUUUAUUCCCUUGAACUUUUACGAACAGUUCCGACGCGCCGUCUACUUUUACUUUCUGCUAAUUACUAUUAUAUCAUUCUUCGUUAAUGAUACUAUAUCUCCACUAACAUCGCUGCUACCGCUGUUGUUCGUUAUGAUAGUGACCGCACUGAAGGAAGGUAUCGAGGAUUAUUGGCGGUCACAAAAUGAUAAGAUUGUUAAUACAGCCAAAGUAGCCGUUAUACGCAAUGGAAAGGAACAGUGUAUAGAUUCGGAAUACGUUGUACCAGGCGAUCUUGUGGUAGUGACUAGUACGACUUAUGUUCCAUGCGAUCUGGUAUUGCUUCACUCGUCUUCAGCAGAGAACAUGUGCUUUGUCAACACGGCGAACUUGGAUGGCGAAACGAAUCUGAAGCCGAUCUUUGCUCCAACUAACUACACUUACAAUGUGAACGACGAUGUUAAGCACUUAGGUUGUAUCGUCUGUGAGCCCUCAACGCCAGAUCUCUACAAGUUCAAUGGACGCAUAGAAGCGAAUGCAGAUGGUGAAGAUAAGCCAGAAUCUAUACCAUUAACAAUCGAAAAUAUCCUAUUGCGUGGUGUACGCAUUCGUGGGCCAGAGCGUGUUGUCGGCUGUGCCAUUUACACAGGAAUGCUCACAAAACUUCAAUUGAACAGCCGCUAUACUGGCAACAAAUCAGCGUCCAGUGAGCUCUACAUCAACAAAUUCAUUAUAGCUCUGAUUGUAGGAAUGGUAGUUGUUGUCUUUAUACUCUACCUUUUCGAACGGCAAAAAUCAGCCGAAGUUUAUCCAACUCUAUACUAUUUGGGACCCCCUAUUAACUAUAAUGCGAUCUGGCAAAUCUUUGAAGAUUUUCUGUCAUUUCUGAUUUUAUUCAACUAUAUGGUGCCGAUUUCAAUGUAUAUGAAUAUCGAAUUAUAUCGAGUUUUUGGCGCUCUAUUUAUGAGAUCCGAUUUGAAUUUAUACGAUGAGGAGACCAAUCAACCGUGUGGAGUGAAUGCAUCCAAUUUGAAUGAAGAUCUGGGUCAGAUAAACAUAUUAUUUUCAGAUAAAACUGGAACUCUCACCAAAAAUCAAAUGUUGUUUCUCAAGUGCUACGUAAAUGGACAUAACUACCUUCUACAAAACAACCAACUAUAUUGCCCCAAUACAGACGAGAGCUACGAACUUUGCGCAACAGAUACCAAUGUGAAUAACUUUUUUGAGGCGUUGGCCCUGUGUCAUACAGUGGAAGUUAUAACUAGCUCUGAUGAUAACUCAACCGAAACUCCAUCGAAUCAAGAGAGCCUGAUAACUUCAGACAUUAUUGACAGAUAUCAAGCAUCUAGUCCAGAUGAAAAGGCCAUACUUGAGGGAUGCGCUAAAUUGGGAUUGAUUUUCCAGGGUACCAACUGCAACUCUAUGUAUCUCACCCGAAUAUUCGGCGGUCGAAAUUAUGGCGUCGCACACUACGAACGCCUUCAUGUGCUCGAGUUUAGCUCGGAGAGGAAACGCAUGAGCAUUAUUGUUCGGGAUGAGAUGGGUAUUAUCUGGCUAUAUAGUAAAGGCGCUGAAGCUGCCAUACUGCCACGCUGCAAGCCAACAUUUUCCACUGCCCUAACGGAUGCCCAAAUAGUGGACUAUGCCAAGGAGGGUCUUAGGACCCUAGCCGUUGCCAAACGACGCCUAACUGAAGAGGAAUAUGCCAGAUUCGUUACAUCAUGUAAAGAUAUCAACAUUCAAAUCACAGAUCGAAAUAAACUUCUUGCAGCAUGUUACGAGACAAUCGAAGUGGAUUACGAUCUGCUUGGCGCUACAGCAUUGGAGGAUGCACUUCAGGACGAUGUUGACAAAACAUUAAUUUCCCUGCAAGAAGCAGGCCUGAAGAUUUGGGUCCUUACGGGGGAUAAAGUGGAAACAGCAUUCUCCAUUGGCAUGGCCUGUAAACAUAUACCGCAAAUAGCCAAUGUGCACUUCCUUAUCAACAUAACCGAGCGUGAAGAGCUGCAAAACCGUUUGAAUCAGAUCGAACUUGACAUUGCAUCGCUUAUAUCGAAACCCACGUGUCUGGUCAUUGAUGGUAUAACGGUAUCUGUACUAUUGCUGAAGCUGCCGGAACAAUUCGCUGAUGUGGCACUCAAAUGCAAGGCCGUGCUAUGCUGUCGUCUGAGUCCCCUACAGAAGAGCGAAAUAGUUUUGCUUAUAAAGAAGUCGGGCAAGCAUAUUACAGCAGCCGUUGGCGAUGGGGCCAAUGAUGUGUCCAUGAUCCAAGAAGCCCACAUUGGCAUUGGCAUAUCCGGUGUAGAGGGCAAACAGGCAGCCCGUAGUGCUGAUUAUGCCAUUGCCAAGUUCUUUAUGCUGCAGCGUCUGCUGCUAGUGCAUGGUCAUUACAACAAUGAACGAUUGGCGUUUAUGGUGCUUUUCUACUGCUAUAAGAAUAUAAUUAUCACUGGUUGCAUGGCACUUUUUCAAGUAUACGACUUGUAUUCGGCGACGUCUGUCUAUAACGAACUGUUCUUAUGGCUAUUUGAUAUUAUUUACAUAUCCUUCAGCUUUACAUAUUUGGCCAUUUCCGACAAGCAUUACAGUGAGAGCACAUUGCUAAGAUUCCCGACUUUGUACAAAGGAAUUGCCCACAACAAGCUGGCCUCAUGGAAAGCAUUUGUAAUAUGGAUUCUAAAUGGUGUCUUUCAAACUCUCACUAUUUUCUUCUUUGCCUAUGCUGUUUUAUAUGACUGUAAUGUCGUCUUUAAACAGGGACAAACUGCAGAUUUUUCAACUUUUGGAACUAUGCUUAUAAUGGUACUCGUGAUUGUUGGUAAUUUGAAGGUAUUGCUAGUUUCACACUACAUGAGUUACCUUAACUUUGCGUUUAUUAUUGCAUCGAUUUUUGCAUUUAUAUUAAGCACUUACCUUUACAAUUUGGAUAGUAGCAGUACCUUAUACCAUGUGUACAAUAUGUUUUUGACUUCGCCUUCCAUGUGGCUAUAUAUUAUUAUUUGUACAGUGGCAUGCUUGUUGCCUGACUUUGUAAUGAGAGCUAUUAACGACAUGUUCUUAGAUCGCUCCAAGUCAAAAUAGAUUAGUAAUUUUUAAAUCGUGGUUUCCC
Messenger RNA from Drosophila hydei, 3410 nucleotides. RefSeq names its product probable phospholipid-transporting ATPase IF. Gene Ontology annotation, molecular function: ATP hydrolysis activity; ATPase-coupled intramembrane lipid carrier activity; ATP binding. The coding region runs from base 206 to 3382 and encodes 1058 amino acids. The transcript is spliced from 8 exons. Gene Ontology annotation, biological process: phospholipid translocation. Gene Ontology annotation, cellular component: plasma membrane; trans-Golgi network; endoplasmic reticulum. The record is from RefSeq and is a predicted model, not a curated record. Lineage: Eukaryota; Metazoa; Arthropoda; Insecta; Diptera; Drosophilidae.